This is a messenger RNA of Aricia agestis (brown argus), 334 nucleotides long. Its product is annotated as cytochrome c oxidase subunit 7C, mitochondrial-like. The coding region runs from base 125 to 334 and encodes 69 amino acids. The transcript has 2 exons. Gene Ontology annotation, biological process: mitochondrial electron transport, cytochrome c to oxygen. The record is from RefSeq and is a predicted model, not a curated record. NCBI's taxonomy places the organism in Eukaryota, Metazoa, Arthropoda, Insecta, Lepidoptera, Lycaenidae.
UAGUUAUCACUCGCAGGGCAGUCGCAUACAUCGAUAAUUUUAUUUAUCUUUUGAAGUUUAUCUUAUCUUCCAAUAACCUGUAAUAUUUGAUCGUUGUUCAUUUAGUUACAAAAACCCAAUAAAAAUGUUGAGCACCGUAGCGAGGAAUACUCUUUUGGGCAGAAAUGUGAUGAAAACCAUUGUAAGGAACGGCUCCCAUGGUGGGAUUCCCGGAGAGAACCUGCCGUUCGACAUCCACAGCCGCUACAAGCUGACAGCUCUGUUCAUUGUUUUCCUCGGCUCCGGGCUGAGCGCUCCUUUCCUGAUUACCCGUCAUCAGCUGUUGAAGAAGUAA